AUGGUUGCUGAAUGUCAGCCUUUCUCUGAUGAUGCUCUAAAAGACCUGAUACACACCAAGAGAAACAUAAGGUGGAGGGUGGCUGCGAGGUCCGGCUCCAUCUCCAGCGAGUGCGCAGGCGUGAGCGGGGGCAGGUGCGAGGGCGGAGGCGUGGGGACGCCUGAGCUCCCGGGACCCUCGCUGAGGGAAGGGAAGGUGGAGACUGGGUCGGUCCCCAGUGCGAGACGCCCCGGACCGGGGAGCAGCGCAGACACGAAAGUGCAUGUGAGCAUCAUCCCCGGUGUGCAGGUGGGGACACCGACAGGCUUUGAGAGACAGGGACUCAUCCAGGACGGAGAACAGGUGGGAAACGGGAGGGCUCCUCACGGGACUGCAGACAGGAGCCGGUCCUCGGAACCCCCUGCUCCAUCUCCCCGCACGAGGGGCAGGAGCCUCACACCAGCAACAGAGCCCAGGGAGGGCACAGGGGGGAAAGUGUGUCCGCGGGGGACAGGAAUGAGACCUGCAGGGUGUGGAGCGUCCAGAGACGCAGACUGGAGAUGCUGGUGGGCAACCUGGUGCCUGCCUUCCUGGGCCGUGACCCCUCCUACCUCCCCACAUUCCUGGGCACCUACAGGGCUUUUGGGACCCCCCAGCAGGUGCUGGACCUUCUCUUCACGAGGUACGGAUGCAUCCUCCCUUACUGCGAUGAGGAUGGUGGACCCCUGCACCAGCUGAAAAUGGCCAUGGCCUCCAUCCUGGGCACCUGGCUGCAGCUUUACCCUGAGGACUUCCUGCAGUCCCCGGAACGUCCCUGCCUGAAGAUGCUCCUCGCGUACGCUGAGCUCAGCAUGCCCGACUCGAACCUGGAGCAGCGAG
Cervus elaphus (red deer) is the source of this 858-nucleotide messenger RNA. RefSeq lists its product as uncharacterized. NCBI's taxonomy places the organism in Eukaryota, Metazoa, Chordata, Mammalia, Artiodactyla, Cervidae. The coding region runs from base 1 to 717 and encodes 238 amino acids. The record is from RefSeq and is a predicted model, not a curated record. The transcript is spliced from 7 exons.